CUCCCUACCGCGUGCCUCCUCCCCUCCCCCUCGCCUCCCUCCUCUCCAGCGGCAGUAGCAGUAGCCGCUUUAGCAGAGACGGAGAUGGGCAGAGAGCGCGCGAGGCGCAGCAGCUUCAGAUCCUCGGCUCUCCCCGCCCUCAGUUCCCUGCGCCCCCGCUGUCUCUGCCUUGGCGUCCCCCGACUCCAGUUCCGCUCCUAGGACAGCGCCGCCACCGCCGCCCGGCCCUGCCUGCAGCCUGCGCCGCGCAACCCUCGCGUGCGCCCGGGAUGGCGCUUUCCCCCCAGGACUGGUUUAGAAUGUAAUAACUCAAGAAUUCGAUAACACAGUGGAAUAGUUUAACAACUGUUUAUGUGCUUCCCAUGAUAUGUUCUCUGUAUUAGAAUGUGAUUGCUCUGUAGCUACACUACAGAGAGCAAAGAAAACACUUCACAGUGAACCAGUCCUCUUAGGCAAAACACUGUGGAGUGAAUAUUUAUAUUGGGACUAUUUAAAAUUAAAAGACCAUUCCUCUGGCUCUCAAUUCCUGGACAUUAUAGUGUAGAAGAUAAAUCCUGGAGCUCAUCAAAGAGAAAGAAACAUUGCCUCUCCAAGGCCAUAACCCCAUCAACCUGGUUCUCCUUCCCAGAUAGCACAUCCAGCUCUGUAUUUAUUUUACUUUAUUGAGUAAAGAAAAAAUUAUGACAUCAACAUCCAAAGGAAUUCUCCGCCCAUUUUUAAUUGUCUGCAUUAUCUUGGGCUGCUUCAUGGCAUGUCUGCUUAUUUACAUCAAGCCCACCAACAGCUGGAUUUUCAGCCCAAUGGAGUCAGCCAGCUCAGUGCUAAAAAUGAAAAAUUUCUUCUCCACCAAAACUGAUUAUUUUAAUGAAACUACUAUUCUGGUGUGGGUGUGGCCAUUUGGGCAAACCUUUGACCUUACAUCCUGCCAAGCAAUGUUCAAUAUCCAAGGAUGUCAUCUCACAACAGACCGUUCACUGUACAACAAAUCUCACGCAGUCUUGAUACAUCACCGAGACAUCAGUUGGGAUCUGACUAAUUUACCUCAGCAGGCCAGACCGCCCUUCCAGAAAUGGAUUUGGAUGAAUUUGGAAUCACCAACUCAUACUCCCCAGAAGAGUGGUAUUGAGCAUCUGUUCAACCUGACUCUGACCUACCGCCGUGACUCAGAUAUCCAAGUGCCUUAUGGCUUCUUGACGGUGAGCACAAACCCCUUCGUGUUUGAAGUGCCAAGCAAAGAGAAGUUGGUGUGUUGGGUUGUAAGUAACUGGAACCCUGAACAUGCCAGGGUCAAGUAUUACAAUGAGCUAAGCAAAAGUAUUGAAAUCCACACCUAUGGGCAAGCAUUUGGAGAAUAUGUGAAUGAUAAAAAUUUGAUUCCUACCAUCUCUACUUGUAAAUUUUAUCUCUCUUUUGAAAACUCAAUCCACAAAGAUUACAUCACAGAAAAGCUCUACAAUGCUUUUUUGGCUGGCUCUGUACCUGUUGUUCUGGGACCAUCUAGGGAAAACUAUGAGAAUUAUAUUCCAGCGGAUUCGUUCAUUCAUGUGGAAGAUUAUAACUCUCCCAGUGAGCUAGCCAAGUAUCUGAAGGAAGUCGACAAAAACAAUAAGUUAUACCUUAGUUACUUUAACUGGAGGAAAGAUUUCACUGUAAAUCUUCCACGGUUUUGGGAAUCACAUGCAUGCUUGGCUUGUGAUCACGUAAAAAGGCAUCAAGAAUACAAGUCGGUUGGCAAUUUAGAGAAAUGGUUUUGGAAUUAAAGUUUUUCCAUCAUCUGCACAUUUAGUAAAAUACUUUGAUGAGAUAUCAUCCAAAAUUUGAGGAUACGAAGAAAAACACCACUGUUUUCAUGUCACAACUUAUUUUUAUCACUUUCUCUCCGGUAACAUGUAUAUUUUGAUGAAGAUUUUUAAGAGCCUCAGCAUUAGCUAUCAUUCCAUUUGGUUUUAAAUUAUCCUGUAUAUACCUAAUUAUGUGCACUGAAAAAAUAAUUUAUUCUUCACUAUCAUUUAUAAACAUUCUUUUUCAUAUUUUUGUAGUACUCUAUAAUAUGUUUAUGAUUUGAUUGUUCUUUUUACACUGAUCAUCUCUUUAAUCAUUUUGGGAAAUUAAGAUGCAAUCUUAAAAUAUGAAAGAUUUUGCUAAAUAUUAUAAUCUCUAGUUCCAAGUUGGAAAAACGUUAACAAAGAAAGAAUGUAUAUAAUCAAAUUAUAACCUCUAAGACUUCAGAGUCAAACAAAGUGUGUAUCUAUCUAUCUGAUCAGUGUUUAUCUGUUUGGGGCAUUUGCAAAGAAAAUUAUUUAUGUAUUGAAUAUGAAAGAUAGAAGCAGAACUAUUCUAUUCAGGGAGCUGUUAGAUCUCUGUUUUAUUUUCAUUAAUUUGACAUGCAAAUGUAACCACCUAUUCUCAUGAUCUUAAUUUUAAGUCUUCAAGAAUUAUUAAAUAUCCAAUUUGUUAUGAUUUUUCAGUGCCCAGAAAAUAAUCCUAAUAACACUUAAUAGGAUCUAGGAUAGUGCUCUUUCCAAUCCUAAUAACACUCACUUUUAAAACAUAGCAAAUGAUUUCCUCAAAUAAGAAUGAAACAUAUAUCUAUAGGUACAUCAUAUUCAUAAAUGGUACUAUUUAUGUUUAAUUUUUAAUUACUUAUCAAUUUAAAAUAUUUUUUUCUGAAGCCCAAAUAUUUAAAAUAGUUUUAUUUUACUAUAUGGACAAAUAAAUAGACAUAACAUUUGAAAGAUCUCUCCCGUCACUUAAGAGAAUCUAAAUAAACUAUCAUUAAUGUAUGAAGUAUAAGUGGAUAAAUAUGAUAAAAUGAGGAUCUACAGGAAACACAUUGUUAUCAACACAGAGUAAGAUCUAGAUACAUAUUUGUUAAAUGAAGAGAUAAUGGCAUUGAAAGUCACAGGGAAAUAUUUGUUUCAGUGAAGUGACAGUUCUAGCCUAGUGGUACUAAUUUAUGGAGAUGAUGUUUUAUAUACCAUUUCAGUAAUUAUUCAUAUUUAGCACAUAUGACUAGGGUCUUCAGGGCUUUAUAGAACCAACAUAAUCCUAUCAUGACACUAAACUUUUGGAGAAAUUUAUCGCUGAACUUUCAUCUGCCUACAGCAUUUCUCCCUAUAGUGUUAGAGAAAGGAAGAGCUAGAUAGAAGCAGAAAUAGUGGGUAAGAAAAGUCAGAUGUUAAAGAUUCUUCAAGGAAAGCAUUCUGCAAAGGAAUAUCCAGUGAUUUUAUUCCAUUUUAUCCAAAGAUCAUAAAAGAGAUUACAUAGUUCUGAUGGUAUCCACUUUGAUGUAUUUGUGACUUAUUUUAAUCAUAUUUCUGCAUGUUGGUAUUCUGCAUUCAACCCCACAAUUUUAUACACCACAUAGAAAAUAGAGAUAAAUUUCAAUUCAGUAAGAAGGAAGUAUGCCCAACAAUCAUGACUGCCUUAUGGAGAGAAUGAACUCUCCCUAGCACUGGAAGGAUUUGAGCAAAGGAAGUUGCUUGCAUUGAACAGAGGAUGGUUUCUUCCCCAGUUUCAUUUCUUUAGUCACAGUGAAUAGGCACUUGGUAUCAGGCAGUUCCACAGCCAGCACAGAAAGAUGAAAAGGGUGCUAUCAUUGCCUUAAAAGGAACUCACAAUUAAGCAGAGGGAUAAAGGAAAGCUUCCUUUCAAUUCCAGCCUGAGUCUGUUUAUACACAUACUACUCUCAACAGAGUUUAUAUGGAUCACUGUUGAUUUAAUGAAAAAUAAAAUAAGACACGUUAGCAAAGUUUCCCAGUUGUUUAGUAACUUGACAUGUUUCUCAGCUGAAAACUUUGUCUACGCAUUUGGUUCCCUUUAUAUUACCUUUUUUUCCCCAUAUAAUAUUUAUUUUCUUUAUUAAAAAUAUAGCAUGUUUGUAUGUAUGACUUAUUAGUCAAUACAUCCAUUUAUAUUUAUUUUAUUGAUAAAUAGUCGGAUUCAUAUAUUUACAUUUAUUUGUCAUUUCUAUCUAUAGAGAGGAAGGAUCUAAAGAAAAUGCAUUGCCAACACAUUUAGAAAGCCCAAGACUUCUCUGAAAGCUGAAAAGCUUUCAAGGUCACUUCAACCUGCCAUUCCUGAAGUGGAUGUUGAUUAUUUCAAAUACCUGAAACACAUGAGUUUAGUUUCCUCUGUUGCUGACUCCAAAUUUGAGCUCUUUCUUGUAUUGUGACUAUGAUUAUAUGCUGAUAAUGUGAACUAAGCCAAGGCAAUAAGUGUUUAACUGGUGCAUCUUCUUACUGAAAUCCCUUACCAAGUCCCAGAAUAAUAAGUUUUCUUGAUAUGAAGUGCCAAAAUUAAUGAACCUUUCACUUCUGGGUCCAUUGAUCUGUAAGAUUUAGGGAAGGAUAAAAUUACAGCAAUAUUUAUAAACCUAUCUCUUCUUUCUAUUUGUAAACUAAUGUGAUCCAGAGAUAUUAUUUGUUCAAGAUAGGCAUGCACACACACACACACACACACACACACACACACACACACACUGGGGGAGCAUUGAACACAACUAGUGAGAGUAGUUAAGAUUAAAAUGUAAUGGCCUCUCUCUCUUAAUCCCAUAAUUGUUCUCUUUGCAUUCCCACCUUACCAUAAAAGUAUGUCUGAGUGCCUAUAAAUGUGAAUGUCUAUUGGCAUUGCUUAGUGUCUACAUGAUGGUGCAUUCUGUGAAAAAACUUCAACCUUUGAAGGUAUGCAAUAAAUAAAGGGUAAAACUUGCUAAUAUUUCUUUCUGGUUUAAAUAUUUUAGGAGUUGAAGUUUAGUAGAUUAAAAUGGGCUCUCAUAGUAUUUAAGUGAAAUGCAACCAUCAAAAGGUACCUGAUUCUCAACUACUCCUUUAUUAAAUCCUAUAGAUUACAAUUCUUCAUAAAGAUAUUUCAUGUAAAAUAUGUAUUGAUUUUGCCUGUGGCUGGAUAUAAAAACAAAUAAUUAUGCCCAGUGAUAUAUUAUUAUAUUAUGGAUAUAAAAACAGAACAGACCAUUUAAAAUGUUUGAAUUCAAAAUAUCACAAAGCUAUAACAUCAAUGGUCUGAAUGUUUAAUUAUUAAUUAAAGAUCUUAUUAUUAAAAAUAUAUAAAUUUAUUUAUUAUAGGUUUUACUAAUAAGAAUAUAUGCUGAAUUCUUUAUAUCUAACAGUACUACACUCUGUAAAAGAAAAACUAUGGUAGUCACAUAUUUUAUAACAGCCAUAAAUUUGACAAUAUGAAGUAGAAACUGAGAAAAAUUAUCUUAGUGGUAAGCCAAUAUCAGCUUAAAAUGGUUAUGUUUACUAUAAAUGUCCUGAUAAUCCUAUAAUGUGCAGAAAUGAUAGUUCAAAAUAUUUCAUAUUAUCGAGGUAUAAUAUCAUAGAAUACUUAGGAAUUAUUUGCUGAACCUUUAAAUUAUUCCCUCCAAUUGGAAAUUAAAUAGGAAAAUAAUAGGAAACUUGUUUUGGCUUAUUUUAAAGCUAAAUUCCUUGGUUCUUAGUGGCCUUGAAAGUGAUUUUGCAUUAAUUAAUAUUUCCCAAACAAGUUUUAGGUCUUUCCAUUAUGACCUCAUACUUGAUCCUAACCUUGAGUUCCUUUUAACUCGGAUCCUAUUUAGGAGAACUUUUUGACAAAUUAUAAUUAAGCUUUAAUAAAACAUUACAGAAUCUAAAAGAUUAGCCCAAUGCAGAGAAGGAUCUCAACAAAUACUUGUUGAAUGAAUAAUAAAUGUCAUUCAUGGUCAUAAAAAUUUUAAAAUUUAGUAAUAGUACCAGCUUAUUGUUACUGAUUGGAGAUUCUGUUCUGUACUUAUUUUAUUGGUCAGUCUUGUGCCUACAUGAUAAUGAAAGACAUGAUAAUUUCUUUCUUUCUUACCAGAUUCUAAGACUCCAAAAGAAGUAACAUUGCAAGAAAUAUUACAUAGGAUUUGGAACUUGUAACAUUCUACUCAAAUAUUAAUAGCAUACCAACUGUUUCUAAUGGAAAAAGAAAAUGAGUAUUUAAGGAGAAUAUAAAGUACAAGCACUGUGAAGGGCAGAUAUUUAUUACUGAACCACACAGGGAGAGAAAUACAGUUUAUUUCCUCCCUAACUCCCUGACUGCAUUCUGUUGUAUUACAAACAUCAAUCAAUUAAGAUGAUUUUGUUUCUCCAGAUUUCUCACAUCCAAAGAUUUUGUAGCAUUUUAUGAGUGGGUAAACUCCACUACUAUCCAAAUUGUAUUCCUUCUCAGUUAUUCAUAUUCAAUGCAUCUAUAUUCAUAAGAUCUUUAUAAAAACAUUUAACAGAACUUAAAUGAAAGAUAUUUUGCUAAAUCAUAAAUAUGAAUAAUGCUACUCUGGGUUAUUAGUUCAACAAAUUGCAAUUUUGAGGAAGCCACUUAACCUUUCUGGACCUUUUUGUGUGUGUAUUUCUGUCCAGCAUUACUACUCUCUAAUCUAAGAUCUAAAUUGAUUCAUGCAUGAAUUUGAAAAUGAAAUUUUGAUGACCACCUCAAAAUAAUUUUUGGACAUAAACAUUUCUAAGAGAUUUAUUUACUGUUUCUCUGUAUAAACAGUUAAAGCAUGAAACUGAUUAUUUAAACUAAUGGGUGGAAAAAAACAACAAUCUUGGUUCUUUACUGGAGUGGGGAAUAUAGCAAGUGUUCAGUUAACUAAACGUCCUUCUUUAUCUUUUUCCUCCCUGUAAUUUCCUACCCAUGUCUUUUGUAACUUGCUAUUCACUGAAAAUUUAAUUCUUUGAAGAAAAUCAAACAUAUACUGGGAAUUAUUUUAAAAUAUGCAUUUGAUGGCACUAUUCAAAUUCUUAUUUUAAUAAUCUGAAACAUUUAUUGAUACACAAAAUUCAUCCUAGGUAUAAUUUAAGUAAGAUAGAUUUAGUUUUGCUAAUUCACAAUUAAUAUAUGUUCAUGUUUUGAUUUUCUUUGAAAAUAUUUUGAUUUAAAAAGAACCUUUCUCCAGUGUUUGUUGCCUUCUGUCAAUAUUACUCAAAGCAUGGUUCCUAGGUCACCUAACCUAGGGUCACCAGAGGUGAUUACUAACAAUACAGAUUUACUGAUUCUUGGGCCCUACAGGUCCACAUAAUUGGAUUCUCUUCAAAUAAGUAGGAGGGAAACAAAAGAACCCCACAUUAUUAAAAAAUACAUUUCCUAAGUUAUCCUGUGCCUUCUAUAUAGUUGCUGAACCAUCUUACCUAUCAUAAACCAGUCGUCCUCAAACACAUAUGUGUUAAGAACUUCCUGGAUCAGCUGCACAAGAGUCAUUAGAAAGAUUAUUUAUAAUACACACUUUCUGAUACUCUGGAUUGGAGAUGGGACAUGGUAUGUGUAUGUUAAAAAUAUCUCCAGUUCUGAUGAGCUGGCACUUUUAAAGACUACAUUCUGCCUAUUAAACGAAAAUUAUUUUAUACUUAAAUGACGAGAUGUUGCCUUUACUUAGUUCACCUGAAUUCUUUUUAAAUACAUUAGAGAAGUAUUUCUCCAUUUCAAGAUCAAGAACAUUCUUUAUGUGUAAUAUUUUAUGCACAAGCACGGAACUCAUUAACUAAUUCUGUGAUCUAGGGCAGGUUAUUUACAGUCUCCAGACAUUCUUUCAAGUUGCAAGUGGCUGAUAAUAAUAGUUCUUAAGUCUGGAUGCACAACAAAAUCAUCUGGAGAGUCUUUAAAAUUGCUAGAGCUCAAGGACUAUCUCUAGAGAUAAGAUCCAAUUAGUUUGAGGAAGGACCCAGCAGGAAGAGUUGUAAGGAAUGAAUCCACAGGUAAUACUGAUGGUAAGGUCACCUCUGGGAGCCCCCUCUCCACUCAUGGGAAGUCCUUAGCCUGGAGCAAUUGUUAAGAAAGGAAAGGAAACAAAAGUGUGAGAAUAUAUAUAUAUAUAUAUUCUCCACUCUUUUUAGGUUUCUAGCAGCAUGUUUUUAAUUUGCAACAUACAAGACUGGACUAGGCAAUAAUUAUGAUUCUUUGAAGGCACUAAACUUCAUGAUUCUGUGAUCUGUUUAUCCAUUGCUUAUAUUUAAGAGACCGCUUUCCUGGGUUCCAAAGUCCUCAAUUGAUAGGUAGAAAGAUAAAUUGCAAUUAGGGUAUGAUAAUGAGUUAAAGCAUAAAGAUUUUUGAUGAGCACAGAUUUAGAAUUGUAUCAGUGUUUUGCCAUUCCCUAGCUAUGUGCAAGUUACUUAAAUUCUCUUAGCCUCAUAUUUUGCAUCUGUAAAGUGGAAGCAGAAUACUCUUGAUAUGUUCUUUGUAGAACAGAUGAAAUUAUUUUCAAAUGAUUAGUUAAUAAGUGUUCAAUUAUUAUUAUUAUUAUUAUUAUUAUUAUUAUUAUUAUUACUGAUGCUUGGGAUAGAACUCAGCACCUUGUUCAACUAGGCAAACAUUCUACCACUGAGCUAAACCACUAGCUAUAUUAUCUUUUAUUAUCUUUUAUUUUUAUAAAAGAUAAUGUGAGAAGCCCAGAACCUUAUCUUCAAUUUCAGAUCUAAACCCUGAAGAUGUUAAAGUGGGCAGUUGGUAAGAAUUACUGAAAAUUGAGCUAAAGGAAUAUCUUAAAAAAAAAAAAAAGAGUGUGGAAGCAUGUAUUCACAUCUUCUGUAAUUAAUAGAAGAGUGUGAGACUGGCAGCAGAGAUGACUAGGCAUUAUUUGCAUUAUAAAACACAUACACUAUUUCUUAAAAUAAUUGAACUCAAGCAGCCUGAUUUUUCCCUUCACUGUUAUUAGCAACAAGUAAUUAAUAGUCAAUUUAGUUUAUUAUCUGUUGGUAUAACUCAAGUCACAGAAUGGAAUAGCAAGAAAAUUCUUGGCAAUCAUUUCUGGUAAAGAAAUAGACCUAAUCUGACCUAACUUUCCUAUGUACCUAUAUGAAUAUACCACAGUGAAUCUCACCAUCAAGUACCUCCAUAAAACACUAAUUUAAAAAAAAAUUAUUAGUAAAUAGCAGAAAAAUCUGUAGAGUAAAGGGGAAGCAUUGGGGACUGAAUUAGAACAAAUUACAUCCCAUGCUUUUAUAAUUGUGUCAAAAUGAAUCCUAUUGUCAUGUAUAACUAAAAAUAAACAAUAAAAUGUUUUAAAAAAGAAAUAGGCCUUAGAUAUAUCCAACAACUUGACUUCAUUUCAGCUGUCCACAAACAGACAGAAUAAAUAAUGUUUGUUAGAAAAGUGAAUUGAGUCUCCAUCCACCUUUUCUAAAGCUAAUAAAAACAAAAUAGCCACUGGAUUCAGGGCAUACCUGCAAUCCCAGCAUCUGGAGAGACUGAGGCAGGAGGAUCAUUAGGUCAAGGCCAGCCUCAGCAAUUUAGCAAGGCCCUAAGCAACUCAGCAAGACCCUGUCUCGAGAUUAAAUAUUAAAAAGAGCUGGGGAUUUGGCUCAGUGUUUAAACAACCCUGGGUUCAAUUCCCAGUACAAAAUUAAAAAAGAAAAGAAAAAGAGCCAAAAGGUUUUAAACUCUAAAGGCAUAAAUUCCAUAAACAGGAUUGUAUUUGCUUAGUGAGGCAGAAAUAAAAUAGAUCUUAGCCAGAUUGUGAUUAAGACUACUCUAAUGGAUAACUUCAUAAUACACAGAAUUUCAACGUAAAAAAUCUCAACCUUACAUGUGGACAUUUUUUAAGUUUAACUAGACUAAAACAAAAAGGUUAACUUAAGAACAAUUUUAAUUAAUAAGUGAAAAAAAGAAUAAUCUUAAAAAUAAUAUUUUAAUUAAUUCUUAAUUGUGUUUCUUUAAAGAACAACAGAAAUGUUUAUUAUUUCAAUACAACAUUGGAAAAGUUCAAAAAUUGAUUUUUUAAAAACUUUCUGCAACCAAUAAUUUUGACUUAAUUGUGAAUGUGAAGAAUAUUAAAUUAGAGCUUUCUGGAAUUUCAUUGUGAAAAGACAAAUGUGAGUAAAUUUUAUCUGAAAAAAAUGUUAAGAGUGAUAUCUACAGUGUGAAAUUGUAGAGGUAUAUUAAUUGGUUAACUUUUCUAUUCAUGGCUCUAUUUCAUUUUGAUUAAUGAGGGUGAAAGAGAUAGAAAAGCAGACUUAGCAGAAAUGGUACCCAAAGACUCAAUUAACAACUCAGGACUACUCAUUAUAUAAGAAAUAUGUGCCAGACUUACAACAGGACAUCCCAGAUCUUACACUGGCUCAUUAGACACCUCAGUCUCCCAGUUGAGAUAACACUAAAGAUGCCAUCAUUGUCCACCAUGAGAUUGCCAAAGGAGAGCUUCUCUGUGGUGGAAUGCAGGACUUCAGGGACUUAUAAAGAAACUACAACUCACUCAGAGUUUCUUCUUCAAGAGCCCUGAGCAAAUCAAGAAUAUUUGAUUGUCGGUAUAAACUGGAAGCAGUUUACAUUUUAGAAAACAAACUAUUUAGAAAAAAUAUUCAUUAUUUAAAAAUAAUUAAAGACCAAAAAUUAUUAUACUUUAGACCAGGAGUUUACUUAGAAAGAAAGAAAACAUAUUUCAGGUUAUAGAUGAUCUACAGUCAAAUCAAUGAGUGCUUUGGAAGACAGGAUAGACUAAAUGCCAUUUUUAAAAAGACAAUAAAACACUAGUGGAAAUAUUGAUGAGUUUUUAUCCUUAAAUAAAAAUUUAAGUCUUUAGAGCUUUUAUCAUUAUGAUAGCCCUCAAAACAGAUAUGUUCAUUCAUAUGCCUUCUCUCUCUCACUCCUUUUAAGUGUUAUUUGGUAGGCGUUAGCAACAAUGGAGUAAUUGUGAUGAUAUAAAAAACAAGAUUUCUAAAGAGCCCCUAGGAAUUAAAUCAUAUAUGAUAUAAUAGUAAAAAGUAAUAUUUGCUUGCAUAAAUGCAACUGAUCAAAAUUGUUGAAUAAAAUUAUUAAUCAUUUUCACUGUAAUAAUGUGAUUUAUUCUUAAUCUGAAACAUGUGAAUAUAGUAAAGGUUUUAAAAUAGAAAAAGUUGAGUCAACAAGUCUAUAUCUAGAAUUAGGUUCACAAAGCUUCAGAAAGAAGAAAAGUGUCAAAAAAACAACAACAACAACAACAAAAAGUGUAGUAAACUAAGGAUCUGAGACAGGUUCUAAUUUCCAUAAUCUAUUGUGUAAUUUCUGAGCAACAUAUAUUUCAGCAGUACACUGAGGGUGAUGGAUUGUCCGAUAGAAUCCCCUGAGAACUCUUCAUAAAGUUUGACUUGUUAAUUGGAAAUUCCAGUUUGGUUAUAUGGGCUGCUACAUAUUCUUCUAGACUUUUCCUUCCCUCUGCUCCCUUCUGUGUGGCCAUGUCACUGUUCUGCAGGAGAUGAGAAAGGGUAGACUGAAUUUCACAGAUAGUCACUCAAAGAUCUCUGAUUAAAGUGUUGCUGAGGAAGAAUUCUGUAGUGAAGCUUUGCAAAUGAAGAAUUGGGACUUUGCAGGCUUCUUCUUGAGUCCAUGCCCUCAAGAUCACACGUACAGAUGAACAUAUGCUGAUAUCUUUUAUCAGUAGUUCAAGUGUAACUUUGAAUUAAAGGACUUACACUCAAGUAAUGAAGGUCAAAAAUGACUACGAUGGAACAAAAUGUGCCAAUUCUAUCCAAUAUGUGAAUUGUAAGGGUCAGAAAUCCAUAAACAAUUUGGAUUGUAAUCGUAUGUUUCAUUAAUGUAAUGUAAUUUUGCACUAUUGUAUUGUCAUAUAUAUAUUAAAAGACUCUUAAAAAAUACCCUGAAACCUAAUGCCAAAUGUACAGUUUAUAGGUUCAUGUUAUUUCUGAUAAGAAUUUAAUUGCAUUAUGCUAAUAGUUGUUUAAUGCCAUUAACUUUCUGUGGGUGUAUCAUUGUGAUGCAGAUGUGAUAAGGUUGUUGUAAGCACAUUAAUUAGUCAUCUGAAUUUUUAUAGAUAAAAUCAUACAUUGAUCAGAUAUCACUUUUGUACUUAUUUUUUUGUAGAGUAUUUUUUCACACUUGAAAAAAAACAUGUUUAUUUUAUAUCAAACAUCAGCUUUUCUUUAAAAUCUUAUUUUAGUAGCCAAUGCAUGUUUUAAAUAAGAUGUUAAAUAUUAUAUGACAAUAUUAAGAUUGUGUUUAUAUUAGGCAAAAAAAAUACGCAUGCAAUUGGUGAAUCAUGCAUCUUUUGGGGGGAGGGUUUACACUGCCAACUCACACACAGGCUUCAUUUCAAUCUGUGUGCAUGAUUCACAUCCUUACAAGUCCUUUUGAAACAUUCUGUAAAAUGAAGAUGUUAUUCUUAGUGCUAAUGAGCCAAUAGAUAAUGCUGCUUUGACUUUUUUUUUCCUUAACUUUGCAGCAUAUUGUACAAGUUUUCCCAAAAAGUUUCUUCCUGGACUUGUUAACAAUAAAAUACAACAAAUAAAAGCAUUUAUUGGUAAAUGAUACCAUUUAUAAUAUAGAAAAAUAUUAUAAAACAUGAAGAGGUGAAAAAAAAACUUAUCUUUACCAUGUGAAAAAAACCUUAUCUUUACCAGUUUCAUUCUAUGAACAAAAUAUUGUGGCAGCUUUGUCUAUAAUCAAGAAUGGUGUAUUUUUUGAAAUUUAUUUAUUUUACACUGCCAAAAUCAGUACUACUGCCAAGAGGGAAAAAUGCUUGAGGUCUGGUUUGCACAAUACUAGAGGGCGAUAACUUAAAGCAUCAUGCAAUACAGAGAGCCAAUCAGUAUAAUUGGCAGGGGAUAAAAACGGUGGUCUUAGCUUUUUUUUCUUAAUGACUUAAGAAAUUUCUAAAAUGUAUAAAUAAUAUGAAUUCUGGCUAAGAUACAUGACUUUACAUGCUGAUAAUUGAUAGGAAUCUUUGAAAAUGACAAAGAUCAUUCUAUUAAGAGAAGGGUGUUUUAGUUGUGUGUGUGUGUGUUAAUUUGGCUGUUUAUUUUUAGAAAAUAUACUUGUGUUUUGAAAGGUCUUAAUUUCAAACAGGAAAUAUGUGUAGGCCAACUGUUCAUUCCCCAGAUGAAAUUAGUCAUUGAUCAUAAAUAUCAAGGCUAAAACAUAGCUUUUGGUAAUUUAAAAUACCAAGAUAAGCAUUUAUACUGUUGGAAGGUAAUUUCAUUGCUAGGUUAUUAAAACAGUGGGAAUUCUAUUUAUGCAGUUAUUUAUUUAUUUAUUUAUUUACAGACGAUUGGUUUCUUUUAGUUCAAUUUUAAAAGCUUCAGUGAAGUUAAUAUAAUGGUAAGAAAAGUUGAUUGUAGCUACUAUUCCAAGUGAAAAUGAUAUCACCUAAUCUUGCUGUAUCCUUGGAGUAAAGCAUUAAUUCAAAAGAUGAGCAGUCAGUCCUAGCAAUGCAAAGGCCAACUACAUGAUCCAAGCUAUUGUGAGUGACAUUCAGCAACAUUGAUCUGGGCUCUUAGUUUGAUACACAUCAUUUCCUUCAUUGACUCAUCCUGUAAAUAACAUAACACUUUAUGGCAGCUAAGCACUUGUUUUAAUAAGCCAUGAAAGGCAAGAUGCCAUAGGAAAUCUGUAUAUUCCACUACUUGGAGAACUGGUACUUUCCACAAUUAAACUGGAGGUGCCAUUUGAAAGUCCUUUCCCUUACAAAUGCCAUCCCAGUAUAUAUUCUGGCUCAUGAUGUCUUUCUGGGCUUAUAAAUAUAUGGUGUGACUGCUGUAAUUUUGUGAAAUUUUGGUUAGCACUAAAUAAUGACUACUGCAAUCUGUGCUGAUUCCAAGGCAGAAAUAAUCGUUUAAGAAUUUGAGCCUGUUGUGUGUAAAAAAAAAAAUAAAAAAUAAAUAAAAAUCUUUUUCAUCGGUCGUAUUUCCUAUAUUCAUUGUAAGUACCUCACUGAUUUAGCACUGGAAUUAUUCCUUGGAUGUGUAAAUAAUGUUUUAUUCAGGCCUAAUGAAUUCCUGUAAUGUGAAUAUUUAAAAUAAAAGACUUCAAUUUAAAUGUA
Ictidomys tridecemlineatus (thirteen-lined ground squirrel) is the source of this 13762-nucleotide messenger RNA. It is a transcript of the gene Fut9, whose product is annotated as fucosyltransferase 9. NCBI's taxonomy places the organism in Eukaryota, Metazoa, Chordata, Mammalia, Rodentia, Sciuridae. The record is from RefSeq and is a predicted model, not a curated record. Gene Ontology annotation, molecular function: alpha-(1->3)-fucosyltransferase activity. Gene Ontology annotation, cellular component: membrane.